This is a messenger RNA of Raphanus sativus (radish), 936 nucleotides long. RefSeq lists its product as uncharacterized. Lineage: Eukaryota; Viridiplantae; Streptophyta; Magnoliopsida; Brassicales; Brassicaceae. Bases 1 to 936 code for a protein of 311 amino acids. The record is from RefSeq and is a predicted model, not a curated record. The transcript has 5 exons. Gene Ontology annotation, biological process: DNA transposition. Gene Ontology annotation, molecular function: zinc ion binding; DNA binding; transposase activity.
AUGGUAGGAAGCUACUCACUUAUACCCCCAUAUUUGGCUCUACUUCAGGCUUUAAUUGAAGGAACCACAUGCUUCUUGGAGAGCUAUGGGUCUAUGCGGAAAGUGGUGGUUGUUGAUGGAACUUCCUUAAAAGGGAAGUUUGGUGGCUGUUUCCUAUCUGCAUCAGCACAAGGAUUGGUUUUCAUCUCAGAUCGACAUGCCAGCAUAAACACUGGGUUGAGGAAGGUUUACAAUCACGCUCAUCAUGUCGCAUGUGUUGUCCACCUAUGGCGCAAUAUAAAGGCUAUAUUUAAGAAAAACAGGUUCGCAAACCUUAUGUCUGCUGUUGUAAGGGCUUUCACUGUAACCGAGUUUAAUCAAAAGUUUAUUGAGAUUCAGAAAAUCAACCCUGCAUGUGCUAAAUAUUUGGUAGACAUAGGUUUUGGCCAAUGGACUAGAUCUUAUUUCAAAGGAAUGCGGUACAACAUCAUUGAUUCCAACAUAGCUGAAUCUUGGAAUGGUGUGAUUAAGGAAGCUAGAGAAUAUCCACUAAUCACAAUGUUUGAAUACAUACACACAACUGUAAUGGGCUGGUUGGCAUUGCGUAGAGCCAAAGCAAAUAGAGAGACAGGAACCCUGACACCCAAUGUCCGCAAAUUGGUUGAGGAGGACUUUGAUCUUUCAACAGGGUUGUCUGUACGUGAUAUUGGUGACUUGGAGUUUCAAGUUCAGGACAACACAGAGGAGUGCUUCACCGUAUUAUUAGGACCUGACAACUGCAGCUGUAUAGAAUAUGACGAGAUCAGCAUUCCAUGUAUACAUGCUUUAGCUGCGGCAACAAGGAUUGGCUUUCCUUCUGAUGCAUUGGUCGCGCCGACAUAUUAUGUGCCAACAUGGAGACAGGCAUUUGUUGGAAAAAUAUAUUCGGUCCUAGCAGUUGGAGGGUUAGAAAUAUGA